CUUUCUUACUCACUCCUGCCCCUUCCCGCUCUCUUCUACAACCCUUCUAUGCGCUUUACUUUCCACAGACAGCCAUGCCACCAGUGAGAAAAACCGCUAAACUAUCAAAAACUAGUUUCAACCAACUCCUUGAGAGAGAAACAAAAGCUUUUAGUGAGAAGGAUCGCUCAUUGCUGAUUUAUCAACAGAAACGGCUACAGUCAUGCCUGCAGCUUCUGGACGAGGGUAUUUCGUCUGCUAGUUUAUCUGAAACGCAGCGGUAUGGAAAAUUAAAAGUGCGGAAUUUUUUGAUGGAAUUCUUCAAUCAUUAUGAUGAUUGGGCCUUUUUACUCUGCGCUAUUGCCGCGAGUAUCUUCAGGAUACAAAAGAUUCCAGGUGACGGAAUGUUGGGCGUAUACCAGUGGUUUGAAAACGCUCUAAAAUAUCCUAACGGCCUUUUGUCAAAGCUGCAGAGGUCUGUGAUGAAACCUUCAAGUGCAAGUAUUGCCCAGGUUUGUUGGAAAAUGCAUUAUACAGAUUCAGUUCUGACACUUAAUAGAUAGUCUACAUGGAAAUCAUUCCACGAAUCAAGCUCUUACCACGGACACAGAAAACCAUUCCACGAACCAAGCU
Messenger RNA from Aspergillus sclerotioniger CBS 115572, 612 nucleotides. RefSeq lists its product as uncharacterized. The record is from RefSeq and is a predicted model, not a curated record. The transcript has a single exon. NCBI's taxonomy places the organism in Eukaryota, Fungi, Ascomycota, Eurotiomycetes, Eurotiales, Aspergillaceae. The annotation marks the transcript as partial.